AUGAAGAUCCCCUACUUGUUCUUGUCUGUCCUCGCAUCUAUGGCCAUGGCUGCACCCGUCGUGCCCAGCGAGGCCUCCAAGGAUGCCGUCGAGAGGCGCCAGCGCUUCCCCGAGUUGUGCGGUGCUUGCGUGAACGGCUCUAAGAUUUGCCAUUUUUGA
This is a messenger RNA of Verticillium nonalfalfae, 159 nucleotides long. RefSeq lists its product as uncharacterized. Bases 1 to 159 code for a protein of 52 amino acids. NCBI's taxonomy places the organism in Eukaryota, Fungi, Ascomycota, Sordariomycetes, Glomerellales, Plectosphaerellaceae. The transcript has 2 exons. The record is from RefSeq and is a predicted model, not a curated record.